Molecule: messenger RNA, 981 nt
Organism: Enterobius vermicularis (human pinworm)
Lineage: Eukaryota; Metazoa; Nematoda; Chromadorea; Rhabditida; Oxyuridae
Source: the annotation of a GenBank genome assembly
UAUAUAUAUAUAUAUGCUUUUCUUAUCGCACUGAAGUAUCAGGAACUAAAAAAUCGUUUGAGGCGAUUCGAAAUUUCAGCUUCUUCUCAUAAUCGCGAAAGGAGUACUUUUUAUCUUGUUUUUGCCUUCUAUGAACAUGAUCUCGCCGGGCUCUUGUCAAAUUCGUCUGUCAGACUUUCACUUGUCCAUAUUAAAACGCUUAUGAAGCAUCUGCUUGAAGGUCUUUACCAGAUCCAUUUUGCUAAAAUUUUGCAUCGUGAUAUGAAGGCUGCAAACGUUUUAAUUUCUAAAGAAGGUAUUUUGAAGUUAGCCGAUUUUGGUCUGGCGCGACCACUUUUCCCUCACCUGCCAGGUCUUCCUGCUUUAGGACAGCCUGAACAUUGUUACACGAACCGCGUUGUAACACUUUGGUACAGGCCACCAGAACUUCUGCUGGGUGAGAGGCACUACGGGCCUCAAAUCGAUAUGUGGGGUGCUGGUUGUAUAAUGGCGGAGCUUUGGACACGAGCUCCAAUACUUCAAGGAGAAAGUGAACAAAAACAAUUAAUGUUGAUAUCUAACUUAUGUGGGAGUAUAACGCCUGAAGUGUGGCAUGGAGUUGAGAACUUGCCUUUAUAUGGAAAAAUGGAUUUGCCACAGAAUUUGAAGAGGCGAGUAGUGGAACGACUAGAACCUUACGUUCGAAAGUAUUAUGUGCAGGACAAACUCGCUUUGAGUCUCAUCGACAACCUUCUCUCGUUAGAUCCUUCGCAGCGCAAAAGUGCAGAGUCAGCUCUUGACCACGAAUUCUUCUUUUCGCAACCGAAACCCGCGGCUGACGUCCGCGACCUAACAAGCAUGAUCUCGACAAAUUUAUUUGAGUACACAGCCGGUCGCGGGGCUCAUAGUGGUCGCGGACGUGGACCUGGCAACCACGGAGCUAGACAAAAUAGCCGAGCCGCAUUUGCUGCCCAAGGGCAGUACGUUGACAUGAUUUUCUGA